UAACCAUAAGGGUCUGAAAUCUAGAGAGAAAGGCGGAGAAGCAUGGGUCGGUUCGGCAUCGUGCUAGCGAUCGUCUUAACCGGUUGUCUAUUUGCAAUUUCCAUUGCAAAAGAAGAGGCCAACAAAUUAGGAACUGUUAUCGGCAUAGAUCUUGGAACCACCUAUUCUUGUGUUGGUGUUUACAAGAAUGGUCAUGUUGAAAUUAUAGCCAAUGACCAAGGAAACCGUAUCACUCCAUCGUGGGUGGCUUUCACAGACUCUGAAAGGUUAAUCGGAGAGGCUGCAAAGAAUCAGGCAGCUGUAAAUGCCGAGAGGACCAUCUUUGAUGUUAAGAGACUUAUCGGGAGAAAGUUUGAAGAUAAAGAAGUCCAGAGGGAUAUGAAACUUGUUCCUUACAAAAUUGUGAACAAGGAUGGAAAGCCGUAUAUUCAAGUUAAACUCAAGGAUGGGGAAACUAAGGUUUUCAGUCCUGAGGAGAUUAGCGCUAUGAUUCUAGUAAAAAUGAAGGAGACAGCCGAAGCAUUCCUUGGAAAGACAAUUAAGGACGCAGUUGUAACAGUUCCUGCGUACUUCAAUGAUGCCCAAAGGCAAGCUACCAAGGAUGCCGGUGUGAUUGCUGGUUUGAAUGUUGCCAGAAUCAUCAAUGAACCGACAGCUGCUGCUAUUGCAUACGGCCUCGACAAGAAAGGUGGUGAGAAGAACAUUCUUGUUUUCGAUCUUGGUGGUGGAACAUUUGAUGUCAGUAUCUUGACAAUCGAUAAUGGUGUUUUUGAGGUUCUUGCCACAAAUGGAGACACUCAUCUUGGAGGCGAGGACUUUGACCAAAGGAUCAUGGAGUACUUUAUCAAAUUGAUCAAGAAGAAGCAUGGAAAGGACAUUAGCAAGGACAACAGAGCUCUUGGAAAGCUGAGAAGGGAAGCUGAGCGAGCCAAGAGGGCUUUGAGUAGCCAGCACCAGGUCCGAGUCGAGAUUGAGUCACUUUUCGACGGUGUAGAUUUCUCUGAGCCAUUGACUCGAGCUCGAUUUGAGGAGCUGAACAAUGAUCUGUUCAGAAAGACCAUGGGACCUGUGAAGAAGGCCAUGGACGAUGCUGGAUUGGAGAAACGCCAGAUUGAUGAGAUUGUUCUUGUUGGUGGAAGUACCAGAAUUCCAAAGGUUCAACAACUUCUAAGGGAUUACUUUGAUGGAAAGGAACCAAACAAGGGUGUGAACCCGGAUGAGGCAGUGGCUUUCGGUGCUGCAGUACAAGGAGGCAUUUUGAGCGGAGAGGGUGGUGAUGAAACUAAAGAUAUCCUUCUUUUGGAUGUUGCACCUCUUACCCUUGGAAUUGAAACCGUUGGAGGAGUGAUGACCAAAUUGAUUCCCAGAAAUACCGUCAUCCCAACCAAGAAAUCUCAAGUAUUUACCACCUACCAGGAUCAGCAGACUGUCGUUUCCAUCAAGGUUUACGAAGGUGAAAGAAGUCUUACAAAGGAUUGUAGGCUUCUUGGAACAUUUGAUCUCUCUGGAAUUCCUCCAGCUCCAAGGGGAACCCCUCAAAUUGAAGUAACAUUUGAAGUAGAUGCCAACGGUAUCUUGAACGUGAAGGCCGAGGACAAGGCUUCCGGAAAAUCCGAGAAGAUCACAAUCACGAACGAAAAGGGCCGAUUGAGCCAAGAAGAAAUCGAGCGGAUGGUUAGGGAGGCAGAAGAGUUUGCCGAAGAAGACAAGAAGGUAAAGGAAAAGAUCGAUGCCCGUAACGCCCUUGAAACUUACGUCUACAACAUGAAGAACCAAAUCAACGAUAAAGACAAACUGGCUGACAAGCUCGAGUCCGAUGAGAAAGAAAAGAUCGAAACAGCAACGAAAGAGGCAUUGGAAUGGCUGGACGAAAACCAGGCGGCGGAGAAAGAGGAGUAUGACGAGAAGCUUAAGGAAGUGGAAGCAGUUUGCAACCCGAUCAUAACGGCAGUUUAUCAGAGGAGCGGUGGCGCCCCUGGCGGCAGUGGGGGCGAGUCACCGGAAGACGAGGAUGAACAUGAUGAACUGUAGGUUUGGUUUGUUAGAGAGAAGAGAUAGGUUUUUAGUAUAAUUUUGGGGAAUUACAAGCUGAGGUGAGCUCACUUUGCUUCUUAUUAUUAUUAUGAUUUUUUUUUUCUGAAAUAGUUUUGAAUUUGUAUCAUCCUACUUCUAUUCUAAUGUUUAAACAACUUGCCUACUUGUUUUAUCUCCUCA
Cynara cardunculus var. scolymus (artichoke) is the source of this 2214-nucleotide messenger RNA. Its product is annotated as luminal-binding protein 5. NCBI's taxonomy places the organism in Eukaryota, Viridiplantae, Streptophyta, Magnoliopsida, Asterales, Asteraceae. Gene Ontology annotation, molecular function: ATP binding; ATP-dependent protein folding chaperone; heat shock protein binding. The transcript has 8 exons. Gene Ontology annotation, biological process: endoplasmic reticulum unfolded protein response; protein refolding; cellular response to unfolded protein. The coding region runs from base 43 to 2031 and encodes 662 amino acids. The record is from RefSeq and is a predicted model, not a curated record. Gene Ontology annotation, cellular component: endoplasmic reticulum lumen; endoplasmic reticulum chaperone complex; nucleus.